Molecule: messenger RNA, 3455 nt
Organism: Camelus dromedarius (Arabian camel)
Lineage: Eukaryota; Metazoa; Chordata; Mammalia; Artiodactyla; Camelidae
Gene: MAT1A
Product: methionine adenosyltransferase 1A
Exons: 9
Coding region: 230-1420 (396 amino acids)
Biological process (GO): S-adenosylmethionine biosynthetic process
Cellular component (GO): cytosol
Molecular function (GO): methionine adenosyltransferase activity; ATP binding
Source: RefSeq, a predicted model, not a curated record
GCUCCGACCAGUCGGAGGGAGUGACCAAUCCGUCUCCAGUCCCUCCCUUCCCACCCAUCCUCACCUUCCUCUCACGUGCUCGCGGGCUCUUGGGCAGAAGUGAGCCCUGUGAUUCUGCCAAAGACCAGCCCGUUGGGUUUAAAGGAGAAGGGAAAAAAAACCAAACUCAGGCAAAGUCCCAGCAUUAAAGUUGUUACCUCGAAGAGGCCGAGUGGAGCUGUGUGAAGAGAUGAACGGACCGGUGGAUGGCCUGUACGGCCAUUCUCUCGCUGAAGAAGGAGCCUUCAUGUUCACAUCGGAAUCUGUAGGAGAGGGACACCCGGAUAAGAUCUGUGACCAGAUCAGUGACGCGGUGCUGGAUGCCCACCUCAAGCAGGACCCCAAUGCCAAGGUGGCCUGCGAGACGGUGUGCAAGACGGGCAUGGUGCUGCUGUGCGGGGAGAUCGCGUCCGCGGCCGUGGUGGACUACCAGCGGGUGGUGAGAGACACUGUCAGGCACAUCGGCUACGACGACUCUGCCAAGGGCUUUGACUUCAAGACCUGCAAUGUGCUGGUGGCUCUGGAGCAGCAGUCCCCGGAUAUCGCCCAGUGUGUCCAUCUGGACAGAAACGAGGAGAAUGUUGGUGCCGGAGAUCAGGGGCUGAUGUUCGGUUACGCCACAGAUGAGACAGAGGAGUGCAUGCCGCUCACCAUCAUCCUGGCGCACAGACUCAACGCCCGCAUGGCUGAGCUGCGGCGCUCAGGGGUGCUGCCCUGGCUGCGGCCCGACUCCAAGACACAGGUGACAGUGCAGUACACUCAGGACCACGGUGCGGUCAUUCCCCUGCGCAUCCACACCAUCGUCAUCUCUGUGCAGCACGACGAAGAUAUAACGCUGCAGGACAUGCGCAGGGCCCUGAAGGAGCAGGUGAUCAAGGCCGUGGUGCCGGCCCAGUACCUGGACGAGGACACCAUCUACCACCUGCAGCCCAGUGGGCGGUUUGUCAUCGGCGGCCCCCAGGGGGAUGCGGGCGUCACUGGUCGCAAGAUCAUCGUGGACACCUACGGCGGCUGGGGGGCGCACGGCGGGGGCGCCUUCUCUGGGAAGGACUACACCAAGGUGGACCGCUCGGCGGCGUAUGCUGCCCGCUGGGUGGCCAAGUCCCUGGUGAAAGCGGGGCUCUGCCGGAGGGUGCUUGUGCAGGUUUCCUAUGCCAUUGGUGUAGCCGAGCCACUGUCCAUCUCCAUCUUCACCUACGGAACCUCUCAGAAGACAGAGCGAGAGCUGCUGGACGUGGUGAACAAGAACUUUGACCUUCGGCCUGGCGUCAUCGUCAGGGAUUUGGAUUUGAAGAAGCCCAUCUACCAGAAGACCGCAUGCUAUGGCCAUUUCGGGAGAAGCGAGUUCCCGUGGGAAGUUCCCAAAAAGCUUGUGUUUUAGUGCUGGUGGGAGCCGGGCCUGGCCUCACCCUGGAGACACCUGGGGGAAGACAGAGCCACAUUUCUCUACCCCAGGUGCUGACCACCCUCCCAGGGGUUACCUUCCCCACCCCCUGCUCCCUCCAGGACAAAGCCAGACCCUUCUGACAGCAGGAGGAGGGGACCUCCUGGUGCUGGGGCUCAGAUCUCAUGAGGACAGUCACGAUAUCCCCUACUUUUCCCUAAGACCAAGGCGACGUGAAUUUAGUGAAAAACCACCCCUGUCAGGAGGAAAUCUCCUCACUCACCUCCCCCACAGCCUGGACUCUGACAGGCUCCUCCCUCCGUGGCGUGUUCCGAGGGCAGCAAUCUCACUGGCCCCAGGGCUCCACGCGCACCUGGGCGUGCAGCCCAGCAGUCAGUGUCCUAAUCCCAGGCCUUCCCAGCGGGCCUCUCAAACCAGCCUUCUGGCAGGGAUGAGAGCAGAGGCUGACACUGAGCAUCGACAGUGUGCAAGGGACUGAACUAAUCAGUGUUCUCAUUUCUUCUUCACUGCAACACGAUGAGAUGACACCUUGUGUCCUCCACGUUUAUAGAUGGGGAAACCGAGGCACAGACCAUCUUGGUCACUUUCCCAGGGUCCCAGAGCUGCGUGGGUCAGGGCCUCAAUGUAAACCUGGAGCUUCGGCUCUGGAGCCUGUCUGCCAUGUCCCCCAUCCCCAUCCUUCCCAACCUCAUGCCAGAAGCAGGUCUGAACAAGAACACAGCAGGUGGAGAUCAGGCUGUGACCUCUGUCCUGAAGACCUGAGGGUGCUGGGAGCUAGGGGAUUAGCCCUUCGACUCUUGGUGAGCCCUGGGCAGUGAUCUGCAGAGUCAGGGCAGAGCCAAAGGGGUGUUUCGUUUGCCUCAUUUGUUUUCAGAAGACAGUUCAGGCUGAGCUAGGGUUUGGAAUUGAGAGGCAAGCAUGUAAUCCCAGCCCCUGACUGCUAGGGGACAUGCGGGGCUGGGCUUGUGGACCCCUGCGGUGAGGGUCCAAGUCCAGUCCUGUGCCGUCAGGCUUCCUAGAGCCGGAGAAGCAGCUUGUCCCUUAAACAGGGGGUGGAACCCUGUGUCCUUCAUGUCUUUCCCUCUCUCUGGCCCGUUUGAAAUCCCUGCUGUCUGAGUGCUGUUGGAAUAAGUGAGUGAGCCCCUCCGAUCCCCUUUCCAGAGAGGACAGUCCUACACGCGAAUAUGGAAUGUGAAAUGGUGGCUUAAGUUGCAGGGCUUGACUCUCGGUGAUGGACGAAUGAGCUGAGAUGUCAUGAGGAGAUUUCUGCCUUUGCCAGGCGGCUUCUGGAGGGCAGGUCUACCCCUGCGGUCCUGGGUGGUCCUCGGCACACCAGGAUCUUGGAAGCUGCACAGUCCCCUGCCUUUCCAUCCGUGGCCGGAACCACUUACCCGCUCCCCCACGAUGGGCCCCAUCCUCCGCCUGGGCUCUGAUAGCUGCGUCGGUACCUUCUCCCCAGCUCCCUGGACGCAGGCUCAGGUAGGAGCCUCUGUGGGCCCCAGCAGAACGCUGCGGGGACAGGGCUUCUUUCCAGGACACACGGUGCUGGAUCUGCCAGGACACACAGCCCGGGAAGCCUCGUCUGGGCAACAGCCUACAGGGGGACUCUAGGCUUUCUCUUCCCAUCCAGGGAAAUGCAUCUGUUCAUGGCAGAAAAAGAGGCCCCAGUUACCAUAAAAACCUAGAGUUGGUGUGUGAUAUGGAAGCUCUGAUCUCUCUGGAUGGGCUCAGAAUGCUAGGCUUGGACAGGACCUGUGAGACAAUUUCCUAGAAGCCUCGCGGCGCUCCCGGUGCCCAGGAAGUCUCAAGUUCCCCCUGGGAGAGGGAGACUCAAGUUUGCGGGUGGCUGAGCUCCUCUUACUUGGGCCAUGUUCAAAGUGAAAAUUCAGAACUUUAUACUUUCCCCACCCCCUAGAAAAACAAGCUUUUGUGGGGACAACACCGUUUUUGUGAAACUAGAGUAUUUGUUACUAAUUCCUGCUAAACCAGUGAAUAAAACUCCAGAAGCAAA